Molecule: messenger RNA, 1773 nt
Organism: Dioscorea cayenensis subsp. rotundata (Guinea yam)
Lineage: Eukaryota; Viridiplantae; Streptophyta; Magnoliopsida; Dioscoreales; Dioscoreaceae
Product: EIN3-binding F-box protein 1-like
Exons: 1
Coding region: 1-1773 (590 amino acids)
Biological process (GO): SCF-dependent proteasomal ubiquitin-dependent protein catabolic process
Cellular component (GO): SCF ubiquitin ligase complex
Molecular function (GO): protein binding
Source: RefSeq, a predicted model, not a curated record
AUGGAGAACCACCACUGCAAACACAUCAAUGACCUUCCCAGCAAUUGCAUGCUCAGAAUUUUCACUUUCCUCCCUGAUCCCUCCGACCGUUACCGGUGCUCCGCCGUCUCCCGGAGGUGGCUUCUUCUGCAACUCCAGUUACAGCCCUGUGACUUGCCGGAGUUCCCAUCUCAACAAGACUCAUCAUCCUCAUCAAACUCAGACUUAGACUUCUCUUCUGAUGCAGAAGAUGAUGAUAAUGAAGUUGAUACUUUGAAUACUCUUGAAGGUCCAAUGGCUAAUGACAUGAGAAUUGCUGCAGCAGUUAUGAGUAGAGCUUAUUACUCUAUUUUGAUAGAACUUAAUCUUGUUGAAGACUUCCCAUCUAACAAUCCUUUUUCUGCACUUCAUCAUGAAGUGGUCACUGACUUUGGGUUGCAGAUGAUAAGCUUAGCUUGUCCAUAUCUUGAGGUUCUACGUCUGAUAAACUGCAUUCAUGUCACAAUUGCUGGUGUUGUUUUCAUUGCUGAGAAGUGCACCAAUUUGACUUCUUUGGAACUAAAUUCAUGUCCAUUGGUUGGAGAUGAGGCUUUAUUGGCUUUAGCUCAGCAUUCUGGUCUUCUCUCAUUCCUUACUUUGAGAAGAUGUUUGUUGGUUACUGAGAAAGGUAUUGCUGCUGUUCUCACUAGAGUUCCUACAUUCAAAGGCAAGUCUGUUUUGUGUAUUGAGUUAAGUUAUGAAGAUGAUGAUUUGCUCAAUAAUGGAGCAAAUGAUUCUGUUGUUGAAGUUAGAAACUUUCAGUAUGUUAGAGAAACAUCAGAGUUAAAGUUGUCAUCCAUUGUUGAAGCACUGAGGAUGAACUUUUUGAUUCUAGAGCCAUGCAUUGGGAAAACAGACUCAACCUUUAUUCUAUCAUCACCCUCAAAAACUCUGACUGAAUUCCACUCCAUCAAGAUAAAAAACUGUGAUAAAUUCACAGAAACCGGAUUAACCGAUCUAACCGGCCGCGCUCACUUGCUGGAAAAAAUCAAGCUAGAGAAGUGCAGUGGGAUAACAACUCAGAAUCUAUUGGGUGCAUUCAUAAACUGCAGAACCAGACUGAAAUAUUUAUCUCUAUUGGACUGCACCAUUGAUGAAGAUUCAAAACAAGAAAUGGCAGAAGAAGAUCAUGAGUUGUUCAAGACAAAUGCGUUCUAUGCAGCACUGGAAGGAGUGAAAGUGGAAAACUGCAGAGGGAUCAGUGAGGCAUUUCUCUCAUGGAUUGGAGCCACAUGCAGGAGAGCAAACACAAUAGAAAUGCUGAACAUGGAGAUGUUCACAGAUGACUGUUUGAUUGCACUUGUAAAGUCAUUAAAAGGGACAACAACAAGGUUGACAAAGUUGGAUUUGAGUGGAUGUGAAGGAAUAACAGAUAGAGGGAUGAUAUAUGCAAUGAUAGUUGUAGGGAAGAAGUUGGAAUGGUUGGGUUUGGGGAAGUGUAGAGGGUUGAGUUGGAGGAGUUUGGGAAAGGUUGGGGAGGAGUGCCGGAGACUGAAGUACUUGGACUUGUCGGAGUGUGCGGUGAGUGAUAGGGUGGUGAUGAAGAUUGCAAGGGCAGGGAUGGUGAGGUUGAAGACGUUGAAGAUGGUUGGGUGUGAAGGAGUGACUGAUAAGGGGUUGGGUUGGUUGAGGUUUUUGAAAGGGAGUUUGGUUGAUGUGGAUUUGAGUGGGUGUGUUAGUGUUAGUGAAGCUGGUGUUGCAUUGAUGUGUCAGGUUCUUGCUGCUGGGGAUGUUGCUGAUGUUACUGUUGCAUGA